CCAGAGAAGGGUUCUCUUUUACCGGGUUUUUCUUGUGUUCCCCUGUUCCGGUGUUGAAAAAGAUUGGAUUUUUCCUCCUCCUUUGCGUUUGCUCGCCAUAUAAGGAUCUGCGAAUCGGAAGUGGCGGAGCUUAGGAUGGAUUUGCCGAUGUACUCCGACGGCGAGAUCGGGUCGGAAGCGCUGAAUUCCAGCCAGAGCUCAAUGAGCAGCAGCGGCGGCAGCUGCGAUGACCGCCACAGUAGCUUCUCCCGCCUCUCCUUCGACGGCGUGGCGGCAGCGGCGGCUCUCGAGCUCCCGUCUGGCGACCGCCCCCUCGCCGCCUCGCGGCUGCCCGCCAAGCCCCACCGCUGGUCGGAUCCCUCUUGGGCGGCCAUUCGGUCGCGGAACUCCGCCGGCCUACACGCCAAUCUUGGCCCCCGGGACUUCAAGAUCGUCCGCCGCAUUGGGAGCGGCGACAUCGGCACCGUCUACCUCUGUCGCCUCCGCGAGGAAGCCUCGGCGUGCGUUUACGCGAUGAAGGUGGUGGACAAGCUGGCGCUGGCGAAAAAGAACAAGCUCGAGAGAGCGGCGACCGAGAAGAGGAUCCUGCGGGUCCUCGACCACCCCUUCCUUCCCACGCUCUACGCCGACUUCGACGCGUCCCCGCAUUACUCUUGCGUGGUGAUGGAGUACUGCAGUGGCGGCGACCUCCACACGCUCCGCCACCGCCAGCCCCGCCUCCGCUUCUCCGUUGCGGCCACCAGGUUCUACGCGGCGGAGGUGCUGGUUGCGCUGGAGUACCUCCACAUGCUUGGCAUCGUCUACCGCGACCUCAAGCCCGAGAACAUACUCAUCCGCUCCGACGGCCACAUCAUGCUUUCCGACUUCGACCUCUCCCUCGAGUCCACCGCCUCCCCCACCCUCGAACAAUUCGACGCCGCAGACGAGGCAGCCUUCGGUGACGACUUCUCCUGCAUCCCCUUCCUGGCACGGAGGCCUGCCCGCACUAGCGGGGCGUGCCGGCGGUUCGUAGCGGAGCCGAUCAGCGCCCGGUCGGGCUCCUUCGUGGGGACCCAUGAGUACGUCGCUCCGGAGGUGGCCUCCGGCCGGCACCACGGCAGCGCCGUCGACUGGUGGGCCUUCGGCGUCCUCCUCUACGAGCUGCUCUACAGCCGAACACCCUUUGCGGGGUCAAAUAAUGAGUCAACGCUCCGGAACAUCGUGAAGCAGCCGCUGACCUUCCCUCCGUCCUCCUCCUCGUGCUCCUCUUCGGCGGCGAGGGACCUGAUCACCUGUCUGCUCCUGAAAGACCCAGCUGCCCGCCUUGGCUCGCGCGGCGGCUCCGCCGAGGUCAAAGCACACCCUUUCUUCAAAGGCCUCAACUUCGCCCUCAUGCGCUCCCACCGUCCCCCGGUCAUCCCCGGUUUAGUCCGGUCCGCCUCGGCCAAGGAGCGUCGCAAACCGGACCGGUUCGACUACUUCUAAUUGGACCACUGUCCUUUUUGUGGGUCCCUUCGAAAGACCACCAGGGCGGAGCUGACACGCGUGGUUUUGUUCAAGCACAGAUUGCACCCUCCCCCUUCCGUAGUCGCACAAGUUUUUUGAAGGGAAGAAGGGGAAUUAUGGAUUAACUCGUGUAGGCCUAGGAUGUGUUAUAGGUGUAUACAGUUGUGCAAUAUGCGUCUUGCAAUAUCACAUAUCUCUGCUUAUAUAUAUAUAUAUAUACAUAUAUACA
This is a messenger RNA of Musa acuminata AAA Group (dessert banana), 1714 nucleotides long. Its product is annotated as protein kinase PINOID-like. Gene Ontology annotation, molecular function: ATP binding; protein serine/threonine kinase activity. The transcript is spliced from 2 exons. Gene Ontology annotation, cellular component: cytoplasm; nucleus; plasma membrane. Gene Ontology annotation, biological process: protein phosphorylation. Bases 136 to 1464 code for a protein of 442 amino acids. NCBI's taxonomy places the organism in Eukaryota, Viridiplantae, Streptophyta, Magnoliopsida, Zingiberales, Musaceae. The record is from RefSeq and is a predicted model, not a curated record.